GUAUUGAGGUGACGAAUGAAGGAAACAAGGAAUAAAGAAGGAGUCUAGCGCAAGCGUUCAAUCAGUACAGACGUUCCUCUCUCUACCAGUUGAGAAAUUCAAUAACUAAAACAUUAUGGUCCUUCGUAGAACCGGAUAGAAUUGGCUAUCGAGAUAACGACAAUUCGUUGCACACGGGUGCAUUAGUGGCAGUGUAUUGUGCGUUUGCUGUUUCGAUACUCGUAGAGAGAUUGAGGAAGUGUGCAUAACGGCAGUGUAUUGUUCGCGCGAGUGUCACAGUGUGAGUUGGACACUAGGACAUUCAGUGUGCGUGUAAAAUAGCUGUGCGCGUUCGGACAGGCUCAUACUUGGGCAUACGCAUGCGUUAGAUCGUGCACUUCACAAGUGGCUUAAUUGUGAAGUCCAGAUACGCACCAUUUGGUGCAUCGAGCGUUCAAAGUGUAGAACGUUUUCGGUGAGAAGUGUUGUGUAGCUUCAGUGCGGGAGUGCAAGUGUCCCCACAAACCGAGUACCUGACUUCCAAUUCGUGGAACGUCGUUGGUGGUAUCGUUUGUUCCAGUGUAGGUGCGCAAGUUACCUACACACGCACAUCGAGCGUUUUCAAUCUGUGGAAACGUGGUCGGUGCGAUACAUUAUUGUGUGUCGUCGAACCGCUGCCGUUCGAAUUCACAAGAAAUUACCAGUGCAGGUUUGCAAGUUCCUGUACAAAGCAUAUCGAACGUUUUCAAUACGUGGAAACGUGGUCGGUGCCAGUUAUUGUUUCUGACGGUCAAGCCUCAGUCUUUUGGACGCUUGUUGAACAAUACAUUGUUCAAGUGUUAGUGAACAUUGAAUUCAAAAUUGUAUGUUUCAAGUGUAGGUGAGCAAGUUCCCUAUACACGUACAUCGAACGUUUUCAAUCUGUGGAAACGCGGUCGGUACGGUAUCUUUUUGCUUGUGAUCGAUCAUCAGUCGUUCGAAUACGCAAGAAGUGUUUUCAGUGCAAGGAGGCAAGUUCCCUGCUUAAGGCAUAUCGAACGUUUUAAUUCGUGGAAAACGUGGUCGGUUCUAACAAACGUAUUGUGAACAAUACGGUUCGCGCGCGUUAUUCAAACGGAGUGAGCGUGUGCGCGAGUGAACAAUUCUCUCUUUUCGGGUUAAGAUAAAGGUUCGCGCGCGUUAUUCAAACGGAGUGAGCGUGUGCGCGAGUGAACAAUUCUCUAUUCUCGGGUAAAGCAAAGUUCCGCGUGUGUUAAUCCGGGUGUGUGCGUGAGUGUGCGAACAAUAAAACCGCGUGGUUUGAACUAAUUCUACGGGUAGAGUACGGGACAAAUUGAACUAUUUUACGAACAUUCAGUGUUGUGAAAAGUGUUUUUUGUUACAAGUGAAAAUGCCUGGUUCACCAGUUCCAACGACGUCGGCGGCGUUUAAGGAACAAGACGCAUCGCAUCGUGUAUCACAUGUGCAAGCUGCAUCAGACAGCGAUCAUGUCCAAGCCAAUCCAAUACUGAGGGCAGCCGUGGCAAGAGAAGCUUCGGAGAGUGAGUUUGCAGGUUUUGAAUCAGUAAAUUCAAGUCCUACUUUUCCAACAGCAGCAAUGCUGGCGGAGAAAAGAAAGCGAAUGCGUCAGCAUUUCGACCAAAGGCUGGACCGCAUUGAUCAAGCACUACAGCAUGCAACAAGAGCGGAUGCCGCUUUUCUGAAAGGAUGUGCGUCACGCUUGUCGAUGCUAUCCACGGAAUAUGAAACAUGGCACACCAACAAUUUGGUUUCUUCUUCCAAUGCACAGUUCGAACAAGAAGAAGAAGAGUACGCCUCUUUCGAGAACCGCCAUUUUGAGCUUUCAUUGGCAAUUGAAAGAAACUUGUCAUCAAGUGUAGUUUCCACACCAACACGCGAUACCAUGCCACACACAAAACUUCCCGAAAUGCGCUUGCCAACUUUUGAUGGAAAGAUGGAAGAUUGGUUACCGUUUCGAGAUGCCUUUCUCAGUCUUAUUGAUCGCAAUAAGAAUUUAGCCGACGUAGACAAGCUACGAUACUUAAAAGGCUCUCUUCAAAAGGAUGCUCUUAACGUAGUAGGAGACAUCGAAAUCACCGACGCAAAUUAUUCUGUUGCCUGGGAAGUAUUGAAAUCGCGAUUCGAAAACAAAAAGCUAGUGGUGAAACGAUAUCUUGAUGGAUUAUUUGCGAUACCACACAUGAAAAAGGAAUCAUACGAAUCACUGAUUUCUUUAAUUGACAGUUUUGAGCGUGGUGUUAAAAUGACGACUAGAAUGGGAGUGGCCACGGAAGGAUGGAGCGUGCUCUUAGCUCACAUGGUCUGCUCUAAAUUAGACCUGGCCACACUUAAACAAUGGGAAAUACAUCAUAGCUCAACCAAUGUUCCCACGUAUGACGAGAUCAUGAAAUUCCUUCGCAGCCAAGCAACUGUUUUGCAAGCCAUGGCUCCAGACAGGAAUCGAACAAGUGAAGCAACAACAGCUGGAGGCAGAAUGAAAACCCGCAACGAAGUGUACAGCGUGGUUAAGCCGGCCACAAAGGUUUGUUCAUUCUGCAAAAGGGCUUCACAUGCUGCGUACCUGUGCGAAGUGUUUCGAAAUGCAUCUGUGGAAAAGCGACACGAGCUAGUGAGGAACGGACAGUUGUGUUUUAACUGUUUGUCGGCGGGUCAUCAGCGAAAGGAUUGUUCGUCCGGAUCUUGCCGUGUAUGUCAGCGAAAUCAUCAUACGAUGCUUCACAAACCGAAUUCUCCAAUUGAUCAGUCGUCAUUAGCAUCAGCGUCAUCACUGCCGUCUACAUCAAAUGCAGAAGCAGCUACACCGGCUUCUAUUGUUCAACAUUGUGCGCGCAACAAUUUCGAAAAAAUAAUCCUGUUACCAACAGCAAUGGUACAAGUAGUGAAUGUUGACGGAACACGUAUCUGGGCUCGAGCUUUACUGGAUGGAGGUUCACAGAUCAACAUUGUUACGGAACGAUUGGUACAGAAGAGGAACGAGCAUCAUCUGCUGGGUGGAAUAGGGAAGGCACAGCAUUCGUCUCAUCAUUCUGUGAGCCUUGCUAUCCACUCUCACUGCUCUACCUUCAAGGCAAGCUGGAAGUUCCAUGUGCUGCGAGAAGUGACGUGGGACCAGCCAGCACAUGCAGUCAAUCCGGAAAGAUUGAACCUACCGAAGGGAGUGACGUUGGCGGAUCCUCAUUUCUAUGAGCCAGGGCCAAUUGAUCUACUUAUUGGGCGAGAAGGUUACAACGAUCUACUUUUGGGUAACAUUCUUCGGUUGAAUAGCCCAAAACUACUACUGCAAAACACGGAGCUGGGUUGGAUUGUCUCAGGUCAGGUAAGCCAAGGUCUAACACACUCUUCCUUAGUGCUCAACGUCAUGACGCUGAAUGACCAACUAAGCCGGUUUUGGGAACUGGAAGGCUGCUACUCCCCUGCGAUGUUAUCCGUCGAGGAAGCUGAGUGUGAGGCAGCAUUUGUACAAACAACUUCACGAGACCACGAAGGCCGUUUCGUGGUAGCCUUACCAACGCGUACUGAAAGGCUUAAUCAACUAGGAGUAUCUCGAUCUAGGACACAUGGAAGAAAUUCCAUCUGACCGCCAUGACAUUGGAAAGACAUAUUACAUGCCGCAUCAUUGUGUAGUAGGACCCGACAGCCUCACGACUAAGCUAAGAGUCGUAUUUGAUGCAUCCAGUUCUACUGAUACAGGGGUAUCCCUCAACGAUGCACUGAUGGUGGGACCUUCAGUGCAAGAUGAUCUUUUGUCGUUGUUACUCCGAUUUAGAGUACCCAGAUUUGCGAUUUUGGCUGACAUUGAAAAAAUGUAUCGCCAAAUUUGGGUGAAGGAGUCCGAUCGUCCACUUCAACGCAUCCUGUGGAAAGAAUCUGCUGAUGAUAGAAUUCGCAUCUAUCAGCUGAAAACCGUUACGUACGGCACAGCCUGCGCACCUUACUUGGCCACCCGUUGUCUGCAAGCGUUGGCUAAGGAAGGAGAAACAAGAUAUCCCAGGGCAUCCAAGGUCCUCGAGCAAGAUUUUUACAUGGAUGACAUGAUCACCGGUGUGGAAUCUGUUGAAGAUGGCCGGAUUAUUUGCAGCGAAAUAAAUCAGCUUCUACAAUCGGCAGGAUUUCACCUGCGCAAAUGGGCUUCAAACUCGUCUGAGUUACUGGAGCAAAUACCAGCUGAACUACAAAUCGAGGGAGAUGUUUUGAACAUCGAUCGCAGCACAUCCAUCAAGGCUUUGGGUUUAAGAUGGAUGCCAUCAUCGGACCAGCUAGGGUUUAGUGUGCCUGGUUGGAAGGAAUCAGAAAUCAUCACCAAACGCAUUGCGUUAUCAGACUCAGCUAAGUUGUUCGAUCCUCUUGGACUGUUAGGACCAGUCAUUGUAGUAGCAAAGUGUUUCAUGCAGGAGCUCUGGAAGAACGAAAAUACCUGGGAUGAACCUUUGGAGUCUGAACGGCAACAAUUCUGGUUGCGCUUCAGAGAACAACUCGCUGAUCUGACUAGCUUGACAAUUCCACGACGAGCAAUUGGUGGAACAGUGCGAAUUGAAGCUCACGGAUUUAGUGAUGCUUCCCUACGGGCUUAUGGCGCCUGUAUCUACAUACGAGCAGAAUCGUCCGAUGGCCAAGUCUCAGUACGGUUGUUAUGUGCUAAGUCAAAGGUGGCACCGAUACCUAAUACCAAACGGAAGAAAAACGUGUCCCUUCCACGGCUCGAGUUGUCGGGAGCGUUGUUACUAUCACACUUAUGGCAGAAGGUGAAGCAAGGGGUGAAAUUGGAGCUUAAAAUCAACUUCUGGGUUGAUUCAACGAUAGUUCUUCAUUGGCUUUCAAGCAGUCCUUCCCGUUGGAAACAGUUCGUUGCGAACCGAGUUGCGGAAAUCCAGCACCAAACCUACAAGAUGCCUUGGAGUUAUGUGGCCAGCGAGCACAAUCCAGCUGACAUUAUUUCCAGGGGAAUGAUGCCUUUGCAGCUCAUGGAUUCCCAACUUUGGUGGCAAGGGCCCUCAUGGUUGCAUCUUCCAAGUCAAGCUUGGCCUACGAACAAACCCAAUACUGAAAUUUCCUCGGAAGAUUUGGAAGAGCGAUCGAUUGUAGCCACAUCUCAACAGGUACCGCCAAAUUUUCUAUUCGAUCUUUCUUCAUCUUACGAAAAAUUGGUGCGACUUACGGCAUAUCUGCUGCGAUUCAUGUACAAUUGUCAACCGACACACCGCGGAAAUCUACGAAAGGGGUUUCUAAAAAUAGAUGAAUUAGUGUCAGCGUCUCUAACGCUCGUUCGUCUGGCCCAACAAGAAUCCUUUGCUGAGGAGCUUCGGGAUGUUCGUCAAACUGGAGCGGUCAAGCCGAACUCAAAACUGAAAACGCUAACACCUAUUCUGAAAGAGGGUAUCCUACGUGUGGGUGGUCGUUUGCGAAACGCGCCUGUUUCGUAUGAACGCAAACAUCCGAUAAUUUUAGCGUUUUCUCACCCAUUGACCCUACUGAUUGCGCGUUCUUAUCAUCGACAAUAUCUGCAUGCGGGACAACAAGAGCUCAUAUCUAGCCUGCGUGAGAGAUUCUGGCCCCUUCGCGUACGCAACCUGGCACGAAAGGUCGUAUAUGAGUGUGUAAGUUGUUUCCGAUCCAAACCAACAACGGCAGAGCAAAUCAUGGGAGAUUUGCCCAGCGAACGCGUAAACCCAGUUCUCCCAUUCUACAACACUGGUGUGGAUCUGUGUGGUCCAUUAUUCUAUAGACAAACCAACAAGAAGGCUGCUCCAAUCAAAUGCUAUGUUGCUGUUUUCGUCUGUCUUGUGAUCAAGGCAGUACAUGUGGAGCUUAUUGCCGAUUUGUCUACUCCAGCCUUCAUUUCUACAUUGAAGCGUUUCAUAGCUCGUCGCGGUAAACCAUCCGUAAUCCAGUGCGACAACGCCAAAAAUUUCCGGGGAGCUGAUCGAGCGCUCAAGGAGAUGUAUGAGCUGUUCCAGAAACAACAACAUCAGGAUGCUGUUACAACUUACUGCGGAACGGAAGGGAUCACCUUCAACUUCAUCCCUCCGCGGUCACCCCAUUUCGGUGGGAUCUGGGAGGCCGCAGUGAAAGUCGCUUAAACGGCAUCUCAAGGCGACGAUAGGAUCCAGUAUCUUGCGGCGAGACGACCUGGAAACUAUCUUAGUUCAAGUGGAGGCUUGUUUGAACUCGCGACCGUUAACUGCACUUUCCAACGAUCCAGAGGACCUGGAAAUUCUGACACCGGGUCAUUUUUUGAUUCAACGGGCGCUUACAUCGGUCCCUGAGCCAUCUUAUGCUGAGAUUCCAGGCAACCGCCUGGACCGCUAUCAACAAUUGCAGGAGUAUGUUCGGCGGAUUUGGAAGCGAUGGAAUCGAGACUACUUGUCUGGUUUGCAUCCGCGUACCCGGUGGACUUCAAGGCGAGACAACGUUCGGGAGGGCACUAUGGUCCUGCUGAAGGAGGACAACCUUCCCCCUCUCAAAUGGCGCUUCGGCCGAGUGCUGAAGAUUUAUCCUGGUGAUGACGGCUUGGUUCGAGUGGUUGAUGUGAAAACGAAGGAUGGAAUUUACAGAAGAGCCAUCACCAAGAUCUGCAUACUGCCCGGACAGAAGGAAGAAAGAGAGGUUUCGUAAUAAGGGUUGAAAGCUACCUUUCAACGGGGGGCGGCUAUGUUGAGUAAUGAAUUUGUACGGUAUAAACAUAUGACCUUCUGUCACUUGAAUUUGCUGCUUGGGAAUUGUAUUGAGGGGACGAAUGAAGGAAACAAGGAAUAAAGAAGGAGUCUAGCGCAAGCGUUCAA
This is a messenger RNA of Anopheles merus, 6779 nucleotides long. RefSeq lists its product as uncharacterized. The transcript has 2 exons. Bases 3558 to 6077 code for a protein of 839 amino acids. Gene Ontology annotation, molecular function: nucleic acid binding. Gene Ontology annotation, biological process: DNA integration. NCBI's taxonomy places the organism in Eukaryota, Metazoa, Arthropoda, Insecta, Diptera, Culicidae. The record is from RefSeq and is a predicted model, not a curated record.